AUGGCCGAACAAACUGCGAUACGGAACGUAUUGACGUCAAAUUACAAUGGCCUUGUUCCAAUUGUUGCGGAGGGAAGCCUGUCGGACUUUGCAUUGCGCAAAGUUCACUACACGGCCUCCAAUCCCCUCAAAAAGGGUCUCUUCACUCCCGAUACAAGGCCGGCGAGUUUGCGCAACCUAUACGAUAGGGCGACCACAGACCGCCUCUCUGCGUCCAUCCUCGAGCAGUUGAGGCGCGACGCGCAAUAUUCGCAGUACCUGCUCUGCACUCCCGUCCUGAGCUCGAAGAGGAGACGCAUCUACCAGAAGGUGGACGUCGACAUCGAGACCCGAAUUCCGUCCGUUGUGGAACACUUGCGAAAAUGGACGUCGAAGGAAGCGGUCGGCGACAUUACGGCAAACCCAGACGCUUCGAUGCGUAUCGUGAGCAGUGUCACGCUAACACCAGAUGAACUCUCAGAAUGCGGCUCUGGGGAUGACGAGCCGAUAGACCACAGGCUGCCUAGUCCAGAGGAACAGCUUAGAGUGAUCGCUUCUAAGUUCCCUCCGCAACUCGUAGCCAUAGACACGUCGGGCAAAUUCUUCGAUAGAAUGUGCACAUCCCGUAAAUCUCUACACAUAGAGAACGGCGGCGGAGAGACCGAUACGGUGAAGCGACGCACACGAACGAGAAAACCACGGGGUAAAAGACGAAACACCAUAUCCGGCACUGAUCAGAAAGAGCUUAGAGAGGCUAUAGCUGGUGAUACGACAAAUGCUGUGGCUUCUGAAGAGACUGAAGAAAACAACACUGUCAUCAGAUCACGAUCUAGCGAUCUUCUGAAGAAGAGUCCCAUUGACCCAAUAACGAAGAAAGGGCAUUUUAAUAGUCUCAAACAAUGGGGCAAAAGCAGACUUAAACUUAUCGGCAGAUCACCGAGCGCCAGCAGGGAUAGUUUCAAAGAUUCCUCAAAAUUAGAGAAAAGCAGUGAUUCGAAAUCGCCACAGAGAGCUGAGGAAAGUCAGGUACAGGAAACGGUUACGAUGAGAAAGAAACGACAAGGUGACGAGGAAAGAAGGACCCAUCAAAGAUGUGCCUCAUACUCUUCUUCUGAGAAGAGCAUAGGAGUGCCGGCCAGCGUUCAGACCACGGCAACCAUCAAUAGUGGAGUUAAACUUCGAGGUACAUCGACGCAACGCAGGUUGAGGCGAACUGGAGCCGCGAAAGAUGAACCGCAUUCUUCCAGCGGCAACUGGUCGGCCAGUUCUGAAUCUGGGCGAACAAGCAUCGGAUCGGAAAUAACGUCAACCACUGUGCCACCUAAAAGUACGACUUCUGCAGCAACGUCUAAUAACUCUCUUAACGUACAUCACGGACCUCCUAGCUCCAUCAUAAGCAGGAGGAGAUUCCCUAACAAUUCCGGCUCCGGUAGCGUAACCAGUGAAGGCACCCUGACUCCGGAUAUAAUACACGACUUACAUGAGGAUUUGGAAACGAGCUCCGAGUUCUCCUGUGACACUGAAGGCUAUUACACGUCGUUCCAUAUGGAUUCGGGAUUGAAAACUUUGAAAGAGGAAGAAGUUUCACCGUGUACCCCCUUACACACUAGUACUGCUCUAUCGAGUUCAUCAAACAGUCAGAAUUUGACUGCAGAGAAUGAAUAUGAGUUGUUCGGCAAGGGGUCGACAAGCACAACCACUAGCUCAGCAGGUACUGUUUGCACGACCCUAAUGGCAGCUGGUAGCGAUCGAUCACUAGUAAUAGGACCCACCGUGCCUGAAAGAAAGAGUUCAUUAACUAAAAUGAAUAGAAGCAGAGGAAACAACAUUAACAGCGCAAACGCUAGCCUGGAUAGAAGUGCAAACUCAUCAUUCACCAAGUCCGCAUUCAGCAGUUUAAGAUACAAUCCCAUGAGACCAUAUAUGGAUAAUCAAGUGAACAACCAUUCCUCGCCUGAAAUAAGAACUUUACCGAACUCUACAAUCACCAUCACAAGAAACGUCGGUAAUCAGAGGAACAUAACAGCUGUCGCUGAAAUUCAUACGGAGACUGAUCUUGAAAGUGCAAAGAAAAGUACCGGUACAAGCUCUCCGGAUUCCGGCCAUAAUACAUCUAGUUCCCCAAUCGAAGAUUCAGUGUCGAGUGCUCAUGGUAAAAAUAGUCUUUCAGAACAAGAUUAUUCUGAAUCGUCGGAUCUCGAAGGCACUGAUAGAAUAGAAAGGAUACGUUACAAAACAACCAUAAACAGUUCCAGAAUUCCUUCUAUGUGUGUCAUUACUCCGAGCAAUUCCGACGAUGAAAGCGAAAAUAGUAAAGAUUCGGAAUCGAAUAAAAAGCAAGCUUCAGAUAAAUCUGCUGAAAGUAUAGCAAAGUCUGGAAGUCGACCGAAACUCGAUUUGCCAACAGACGAUAAAACUAAGGAGUGUAAAAAUAAUGUUGAAACGGCAAAGGUUGCUAAUAAACCUCAGAACUCGACCAAAACCUCCAGACAACCGUUUAAUAAUCUUAUGUGCAAGUUGAAAGGGGUCCUUCCUAAUAAACUAUCGAAUAAGAAAUCACCUGUAGCCAAAGAAGUUGAAAAUUUCUAUGAUUCCGGUGACUACGUUACUAUAGCUGACGUAAAAAAUAAUAAUCAGAAAAUGAGUAUAAACGGGGCCGCUUACGGAAAUAAUGACAUAGUCAGAAAGAAUUUACAAACCGUAUUGUCAGGAAAACUUCCUGAAACAGAAUAUGUAUCGCUAAACGAACUACCAAACUGUUUAAAUGAAAGCAAAGAUUUCGACACCGGUUUUGAAGAAAAACCACAACAAAACACUGCACUGGAAGAGAUUCAAAGAAAAGGAGCAAAAGUAACGCUGGACUCACACGGGCAAGUUAUUUAUUCGUCAGACACCUUGAAAAGGAGAAAAGGCGCGCACACGACAUUUGAACCAGGUCCUUUCGUCCAGGAAAUUUGUCCGACAACAUUGACUAUACAAAGAGAGAACGCUGACGUUGUACAAAUAACUGACGAGACUGAUUUCCCCUAUGAACCUCCCCCCCCAUCAAGCAAGCCCACGUCCCCGCAAUUAGGAAAAAUGAUAAUAAAGGCACCAAUAGAUCGUCACGGUCCGGUCACUACGGAAUUCGUUGCUUUACCAACACCAAAACCGAGCACAAUAAUAACUGCCACCCCUAUCACUGAAACUGGCAACGUUAUCGAACCGCAGACUAUUACAGUAACCAAAAAUAAUCAAGAUCUACCGCGAGUGGUAGAAGCUAUAACUAGAACUGGGGCUUAUGUAAAUAUUCACGAUGCGGAAGGUGUCAGCUUGUCUCCGACGAAAGAUGAUAAAGCAGGCUAUCGACAUUGCAGUGCUGACAAAGCCUUCACGUGUACAUCGCCAAAACUACAAGAUAGUGGACCGACCUUAGAUUUGAACGCAAUAAACCCAACUCUUCACCGACCGCAUACUGCAAAUCUUCGCGGUAAGCACGGCGUUGUUGAUUACGAAAAUGCAUUUAAAACAGGCCAGCCAAAAUAUUGGACGCUCCCUAAAAGAACACCGGUGGAUCAAAACUUCCAAAGGCCUCCGCUUCCUGAACAAAAAAGACCAAACGACUGUGUUACGCAAGCAGAUGUCCAUCUUGUAGUAGAACAACGAAGUAUGAAUAACAAUGGCGAUUCUGUAAAAGUUUCGCCCAUAGAUCCCCGAAACACUGGAACUUUUAAAUCCUCGACUCCAACUGCCAAGGAAAAUACAAUUGAUAUUAACUCCAAAUUAUUGUCCCCCGUGAGAUCUACUAUGACAAACGAGGAAUUGUAUGCCGUUAUUCAUAAGAGUAAAAAGAAACUAAAUAUUAAAGAAAUCCCCGAAAGGUCGGAGUCACCUGCUUUGUCUACGUUAAGCUUAUCACCCGUCAACUCGGAUACCUCGUUGUACAGUAAAGGUACGCAGCGUUAUCCAGAAACUGGUUAUCUAGGUGAUCCAAGAAGCAGGUGGUCAUUUACCGAUAGACAGCUUGAACCUUCUUCUACUCCCAAUAUUCUAAUCGGUAUACAAAAACCAGAGAGUACUACAUGCGCAGAUCGAUUUGGUCCAGUACCACAAACUUCUAGGCUCGACUUCAAAAAGCUGUUACUGCAACACAGCGUCAAACUUAAUACACUGAAUCCCCAAAGCAAAUCUAACAAGUUGUCUGCUGUUGAACAACUGAAACUUUCUAAAGAAAAAACACACGCGCCUAUGACGCCGCCCGGAAAUCGUUCGCAAAUUAAUAUACUCGACCUCAGCGGAUCUCCGAAAACGUAUAACCAUAGAAAGAUAAUGAAGUCUAAUAACCAGCCAGCGUCACCGGGCAGGGCUGGUGCUCUGAUAAAAGAACAUAAAAAUACGCAGAAAAUACUACUAUCGCCUAAAUCACAAUGGCGUUUCUCAAGUCCCAGAUCGGACGUCCUAUCGUCACCAAUACCCGAAGCCAACAAUGAGGACGAAAACUCAAACAGCUCAGGUGAGAAACAGGACACUUCGCCGAUCAACCCAUCCAAAACAGUACCAAUUGUCACUAAUCAACAUUUUGGCGCACGCAGGAAUUUAAUACCGAUUUCGGAGCGCACUCCCGAAGCGGAGAAUGAUUUCCCGCGAUCUAUUGAUCAUGGUGUGUUCCCGAUAAGUACCGAUCAAAAUAAAAGUCCAGUGCUAACACGAUCGGAAAUAAUGCAAGCGAAGCGAGCGGAAUUCUUCAACAGCUCACCCGAUUCGUCGCCGCCUAAGUUUACAUCCUUUAAAAGCCCCACUUCGGCUGGCCCGUCUGGUACUGAGAGGCCCGUCAGGGACGAGGCCUCGCCUGAAAGAGGAAAAACCUCGCCUACUACUUUAGAAACAGCAUUA
Molecule: messenger RNA, 4851 nt
Organism: Iphiclides podalirius (scarce swallowtail)
Lineage: Eukaryota; Metazoa; Arthropoda; Insecta; Lepidoptera; Papilionidae
Source: the annotation of a GenBank genome assembly